Lampris incognitus (smalleye Pacific opah) is the source of this 1249-nucleotide messenger RNA. RefSeq names its product V-type proton ATPase subunit d 1-like. Bases 1 to 1056 code for a protein of 351 amino acids. Gene Ontology annotation, molecular function: proton-transporting ATPase activity, rotational mechanism. Lineage: Eukaryota; Metazoa; Chordata; Actinopteri; Lampriformes; Lampridae. The record is from RefSeq and is a predicted model, not a curated record. The transcript has 8 exons. Gene Ontology annotation, biological process: vacuolar acidification; proton transmembrane transport; vacuolar transport. Gene Ontology annotation, cellular component: lysosomal membrane; vacuolar proton-transporting V-type ATPase complex; proton-transporting V-type ATPase, V0 domain.
AUGACAGUCUGCGGAGAGUUGAGUUUCAAUGUGGAUCACGGCUAUCUGGAGGGCCUGGUUCGAGGAAUGAAGGCUGAGAUUCUGACUCGCUCUGAGUAUCACAACCUGGCCCAAUGUGAUACUCUUGAAGACAUGAAGCUGCACCUGCAGAGUACAGACUACAGUGGUCUCCUGUCUUCAUCAGCUGAGGAUCUGACUGUUUCUCUAAUGGACACCAAGCUGAGAGAGAACCUACUGGCAGAGUUCAGCUGCCUGCGAUCCAAUGCCCUUCCACCCCUCUCCACCUUUCUCGACUAUAUCACCUACAGUUACAUGAUCGACAAUGUGGUGAUGCUGAUCACUGGAGCUCUGAAGCGAAAGGAUGUGGCAGAGCUGCUCCCACGGUGCCACCCGUUAGGCGCCUUUGACCAGAUGGCAGCGGUGGGCAUCGCCUGCACCCCUGCUGACCUCUACUCGACCAUCCUGGUGGACACACCACUCGCUCAGUUUUUCCAGGGCAAUGUGUGUGAGUCCAACUUGGAUGAGAUGGAAGCGGAGAUCCUGAGAAACAAACUGUAUAAGGCUUAUUUAGAGUCUUUCCACUCAUUCUGCAACCACAUUGGCGGUGCUACAAAGGAUGUCAUGUGUCCUGUCCUAGAGUUCGAGGCAGACAGGCGGGCCUUCAUCAUCACAGUGAACUCCUUUGGGACAGAGCUCAGCGGUGCAGAAAGGAGAUCCCUCUACCCAAUCUGUGGCAAACUUUACCCUGAAGGACUGCGACUGCUUGCCAAAGCAGAGGACCCCGAACAAGUCAAAGCCGUGGCUGAACACUAUCCGGACUACAAAAUUAUUUUUGAUGACUCUGAGCCGGGGUCGAUUCCCAGGACUUUGGAGGACCGAUUCUUUGAAGAAGAGGUGAGGCUGAAUAAACAAGCAUUCCUGCAGCAGUUCCACUUUGGCGUGUUCUACUCAUACGUCAAACUGAAGGAGCAGGAGAACCGUAAUAUCGUCUGGAUUGCCGAGUGUGUGGCGCAGAGGCAGAAGUCAAAGAUAGACAGAUACAUACCAAUUCUCUAGACAAGCAGGAGGGCCGACUACUAAAUCUGAAUAAAGACGAAGCAAAGCAGCAUAUGUGAAAAACAGCAUUUAUGCAUCUUGUUAAAAAUCUACAUGAGAAAUGUCAAUGCCUUUAUAGUUCAAGUCGUCGACUUGUAUCUUCAGUGUUUGAACUCUGUGUCAUGACUGAUCUCUAAAAUUAUUAAAACCAUUC